AUGGAGGAGAUGGUGAAGAGUAUAGAGCGAGCCCUGGCGGUUCUGAGCGCGCUUAGGGUUGGAGGCAUUGUGCUAUGGUCACCACGGGAAUCAGAGCGUCUCCAUCGCCUCCUGGGUGGCAUCGAACACGUUUUUCUGGAGGGCGUGGACAUCGAGUUCUUGAUGCUAUGCGAACGGGAUCCUUUACCUGAUUUUGGCGAGGCUGACAUGCUCGAGGACUUCUGGCGGGACCCCCUUCUGAAUGGCCGGAAGUCGUACCUCGUGGCGGCCGCGGCUCGUUUGCAGGAGCCGGCGCUCAUCACCACCACCGUGCACAAAUCGGCGGCCACAGUCGACAAGGCGUUCUCGACCUAUCGUCUCGCGAAGGUGAUGCACGCUGCUGGCCAGAUGGCGGGCUUCGCAUGGUCGCAGCACGUGCUGCCAGGCGAGCUCCCUCCGAAUUCCUGGUCGUGCCAACUCCCAGCGUCAGGGGAGCCCACUGGUACAGUCAACUUCCGCCUGGGGAGCCUCGUGGAUGUCAAGCGACUCCGGGGCCCCGUGCAUGGGGACAUCGUUGAGGUGAAUUGGUCCCGGACGCCAAUCCACAUCCUCAGCUCCGACCUGGCUGCUGGCUCAGCCAUUGACCGCGGCUCGGACCAUAGCGCUCGCAGCCUCGAGCUCUGCCGCCGGUUCUACCCAAGCCUCUGCCUGUUCUUACUCAGCCUCCGCUGGGGGCUCCACCGGGCGACCAUCCUGGGCUCCGCGAUCACGCUCGCCCUCGACAUGCCCAUUUCGGGUGACGCGGUGGGCCGGAGCUGGAACGCGCAGGCCCUCUUUGCGCGCGACCCCAAGCGGCGCCGGCAGAAGAGGCUCACAGAGGGCCAAGUGCCGCAUCGAGUCCAUGGCCGGGGGGGCAUCGCCCAAUUCCGUGCAAACCAGAAGCCAGACGUCUCGGUGACCACGGACCCGGAGCAGAUCGCCGACACGAUGGCCCAGCACUGGAGUCACGUAUUCGCCAGGGAAGAUAUCGACCAUGAUGUUUUGCCAGCAUGGCUGCGCGAGGUGGCGCCCACCUGGGGAGGCAGCCCGCUGCCCCGGGACAACGGGCGGGAGCAGGGGCUCGGAACGUGGGUCUCCGACCCCCAACGCGGCUUCCUGCCUGGCCGUUCAAUCAUGUUGAACGUCAUCGAGCUGGAGGCGGACGAUCUUCGGACCGCGUCCGUGGACCUCCGCGCCGCGUUUCCCAGCGCGGCGCACGACUUCCAACGCGGGCGCUGGCGCGGCUACGGCGUGCCGGAGGCUACUUACCUCUGGCGCGUCAUCGGCCCCGGGAAGGUUGGCCAGGAGUGGGAUCGUGAAGCUGCGCGUUUCCAGGGCCGCGCGCCCGAUCUGCGGCAGUUUGACCAGAAUUUCUGCAUGCCGCAAGCUUUCGGGCAGCUGGCCACGCUGGCGCAGACGGCGCAGCUCCGCCUGGCUGCGUGCGAGGAUCGGAGGCUCGACGGAGCCAGCCUGGAGCGGAUGACGCUUGAGCUUCGAGCGGAGUGGAAUCAAUCGCAGCGCAUGUUGCGUGUCGCGCGGCGGGCAGGCUGGCUGCGCGCUUCCGCCCCCAGCGCCCUCGCGCGCAACGCGUGGCAGCUCCGGCGACAGGGCAUCACGGCCAAACGAGUUGUCGUUGCGCUGACUGGACAGAGCCCCGAGGCGCUGGCGGCCGCGGCGCGGGAGCAGGUGCCGCCCGUGUCACCGCUGCUGUUUUCCGAACUGCUUGGAGCGGCUGGCGCCUUGCUCGACGGUUUCAGCGCCGCGAUGGACCGCGGGUAUUUCUGCGUUUUGGGGUGUGGUUAUGGGCGCGACAGCAUCGGGCACAACUCGCGGUGCGCCGUGGUGAGGUGCACGCGUGGGGCGUUUCGCCCAGCCCUGCCCGGGAAUGUUUGCGAUUGGGCCUUCCGCGGGCUCGGGCUGCUGCCCCGGCGGGCUGGCAAUCUCAAGCCAUCGCCCGACGACGCAGCAGGCAAGGGUAAGAGCAAAGGGAAGUGGGAUUACGGCCCACCGCGCUCCGCCCCCAACCCCUUCACUUCGUGGGACACUGGCGCUGCUUGGGCUCAAGAUGGACAGUGUACCUCCGCCGCCACAUCCCUUGACGGGUCGUCGCCGUUCGCCCCUGCGCCCGAGCAGCUCCUCAUCGCCUUGGAGCGCAGAUUGCCUCCUGGGGCAGCUGGCGACAUGGGAGCCCGCCUCAGCGCGCUUGCCACGGCCCUGCAGACGCCCCAGCCCGACAAGGUUCCGAAGGCCCGACCAGAACUCGAGCGAGCGCAGCAGCUGCACCAGUCAGCAGUUGCACCCGCGAAGGCCCAGGAGGCCCUCGACAAAGCCAUCAUUUUCGAGGAGGGGUGCAAGGGGUGGCUGCACAAGGCGUCCGCGGACCUCCAGCAGAAGGUCCAGGCCGCUGCCGCCACGGCAGCCGCCCACCAGCGCCUGCUCCGCAGCAGCCUGGAGGCGCAGCCGACCUCGCCGCUCCAGCCAGCAGCCAUCAACCUCACGGCCAUCCUCGAGACCACGGAGCCUGAGGACCCGGGCAAGUUGGUCUGCUUCGAGGACGGCGACCUCUUCUCUUUCGGCGACCUGGAGCUCGAGCUGGAGGAGAUCGAGCAAUGGAACCGCCACACGUCAGAGCUGGCCGCCGAGGUCAGCAAGCUCAUCGUCGCAGCAGUCGGUCCAUCCGCGCAGGGGCUGGCUCAGAGGAAGCAGGCGUUCGCCGAAUACCGCGCCCGCAUGGCGCACAAGCGGCGUCGCGCCGCAGCGGGUGGCAUGGCUGCAGGAGGCGACCCAGCCCAGCAGAGAGAGGUCAAGAGAGCUGGUGGUGUCAUCGCUGGAGUGAGGCGCCACAUCAAGAGCCACUCUUUCAAGGACCUCUGUCGUAUUGAUGAACAGCAGGUGGGCGCUGGCCGCCUUGACGGCCUUCUCAAAGAGGGCGGCCCCAUCGAUUUCUGGGAUGUCGCACCCGCGGCGGUCGAACUCACGGGAGGCAUGGACUUCAUAUUUGUCGCCCUCUAUCUCACGCCUGGGGGGAAGCUCAUGGGCGUCAACGCAGAGAAGCUCACGAACCUCGGGGCGUUCCUCAGGAGCUACGACGAGGUGAUUCAGAUCAUGGCCCUGGACCCUCCCGCGCUGUUCUCGCUCCCGCCGCUGGCGGCGAACCUGAUCAUGACCCAGGGCCGGGAGAUGGCUGCGGCGUGCGACCUGGGCCUGUCUCUACAACCUGACCAUGCCGAGAAGGGGCUCGAUCAGAUCACCUUCACGGACGCCGAGAAGGAUGCCCGCUGGAGUGACCUGAGCCCCGCCAGCCUUUCUGCCAAGCCGAUCCCUAGUUUCAUCCAGGACUCCUGGGCCUUCAGGCCCUCGACCCAAUGUGCGGCGCUUGGUGGUCUCUUUUCGAGCUGGGUCGAUCGACUUGAACGUUCCUUCUGCGACAUCUACCAGCUGCCUAAGGAGCAGCACAAGUUUUGCUCUGGUCGCGCUUUCACCCAGGGGCCCACCGUUUCAAACAUGACCCGAAGGGACCAGCCCUCUCGGCUUUCGGACCCGCUGGCCCGCUGGUGGGCCGAGGUGGCCACCCUGGCCGCCAUCGGAGAGCAGUCUGCCAAGAGGGCGGACCUCGACAAGGACCCCGCGCCCCAGGGUAAGGAAGCUAUUUCAAGGCUCCCCGAGAGGGCGCGCUCAGUCCCCUCGGGGCCCUCUGUGGCCUUGGAGCCAGCGGCUGCUCUGUCAUGGAAGAUCUGGCUCCGAGAUCCGCAGCAGCUGGGGUCCCUGGAGCGGCGCGCCCUUCGUGAAACGGCGGGGGCCAAUGCGGCCCAGGCCAAGCAGGCAGCAGCCAGAGCUUCACAUGCUGAGUUUAAGGUUUGGGUAGCGGAAUCUCGUUCGGACAAGGUUGGGAACCUCCACCGCUACUCCAAGCCCAAGGCUAAGGUCACCUCGGAGCUGAUUUCUCAUGAGGGGGUGGCAGAUUCACCGCUCGAGCUGAUGGACCUUCGUAGGGCUUGCGUGGAUCAUCGCCCUUUCGCCCCGAGCCUCGCGCUAGGCGGGCGGAACCAAGCCAUGGCCUUCGCUGCCGGCACCACGUUUUUGGCGGCGGGCGCCGCUGGCGGGGCCGUGUUGGAGCCCGCGCACGCGCCGCCCCGCGGCGCCGCCGUGCGCCCCGCGGCGCCCGAGGGGCCUGGGCCCCAGGGCGGCGCCCUCGCCCUCGCCACGGCCGGCGCCGCGCUGGCGCUGCGGGCCGCGUCGCGCAAGUCCGCGGGGAGGCCCCGGGCCGCGGCGGUGGCCAGGCGCGCCAAGGACCACGUCAACCUCGGCACGGUGGGCCACGUGGACCACGGCAAGACGACCCUUUCGGCGGCGAUCUCGGUGGUGUGCUCGCAGUUCAACACGAGCACGGACACCAAGAUGAAGUCGUACGAGGAGAUUGACAACGCCCCCGAGGAGAGGGCCCGCGGGAUCACGAUCAACGCCUCGCACAUCGAGUACGAGACGCCGACGCGCCACUACUGCCACGUGGACUGCCCUGGCCACGCGGACUACGUCAAGAACAUGAUCACGGGCGCCUGCCAGAUGGACGGCGGCAUCCUCGUGAUCUCGUCUCCCGACGGGCCCAUGGCCCAGACCCGCGAGCACAUCCUGCUCUCGAAGCAGGUGGGCGUGCCCAAGCUCGUCUGCUUCAUGAACAAGGUGGACGUGAUGGACGACGAGGAGCUGCUUGAGCUCGUCGAGCUUGAGACCCGAGAGAUGCUGAGCCAGUACGGCUUCCCUGGCGAUGACGUGCCUUUCGUCCAGGGCUCCGCGCUGCAGGCGCUCGAGGCCAUGAAGGCGAACCCCAACACCAAGCGCGGCGACGACAAAUGGUGCGACAAGAUCCUGGAGCUCAUGGACACGGUGGACGAGUACAUCGACCUCCCCGAGCGCCAGACCGACAAGCCCUUCCUGCUGGCCGUCGAGGACGUGUUCUCCAUCUCGGGCCGCGGCACGGUGGCCACCGGCCGCGUGGAGCAGGGCGUCGUGAAGAAGGGCGACGAGGUCGAGAUCCUGGGCAGGGGCAAGAAGGCACAGAAGUCCGUCGUUACUGGGAUCAGGAUGUUCAACACCGACCUCCCCGAGGGCCCGGCGGGCUACACCGUCGGCGUGCUGUGCCGUGGCGUGUCGCGCGAUGACAUCUCCCGCGGGCAGGUCAUCUGCGCCCCGGGCGCCACCAAGACGCACACCAAGUUCAAGGCCAACAUCUACCUGUCCAGCAAGGACGAGGGGGGCCGCAGCAACCCGAUCAUGCCUGGCUACAUGCCCGUCUUCUACUUCCGCACUUGCGACGUCACUGGAAAGAUGGUGACCAUGGCGAGCUCCGAGGGGAAUGCGGUGCAGAUGGCGAUGCCCGGCGACGACGUCACGAUCGAGGGCGAGCUGAUCGCCGCCACCCCGAUCGAGACGGGCAUGCGUUUCGCCAUGCGCGAGGGCGGCAAGACCAUCGGCCAGGGCCUGAUCACCGAGGUGAGCUAG
Molecule: messenger RNA, 5517 nt
Organism: Prorocentrum cordatum
Lineage: Eukaryota; Dinophyceae; Prorocentrales; Prorocentraceae
Source: the annotation of a GenBank genome assembly